This is a messenger RNA of Lolium perenne, 2303 nucleotides long. RefSeq lists its product as uncharacterized. The record is from RefSeq and is a predicted model, not a curated record. NCBI's taxonomy places the organism in Eukaryota, Viridiplantae, Streptophyta, Magnoliopsida, Poales, Poaceae. Gene Ontology annotation, molecular function: protein binding.
AUGUCCCGCUGGGCGCCGGAGAUCAAGGUCUUCAGCCGCAGGAACCCUCGCAAAAACCCUAAACCCCCUCCAGACCCUAGCUCCGAUCCCAAUCCCGCUCCAGAACCUAGCCCCAAAUCCAAUCUUGCUCCAGAACCUAGCCCCAAAUCCAAUCUUGCACCGGAACCAAGCCCCAAUUCCAAUCCCCCUCCAGAACCUAGCCCUAAAUCCAGUCCUCCGCCGGAACCUAGCCCCAAAUCCAGUCCUCCUCCGCCGGAACCUAGCCCCAAAUCCAGUCCCCCUCCGGAACCUAGCUCCAAUCCUAAUCCCGACCCCCUCGCGCAAACCCUAGCCUCGUUCCGCCGCUCGAUUCGCCGCUCGGAGGCCGAGGUUGCCGCGCCGCCGCCCGAUCCGCCUUCCCCUUCUCAUCCUCCCCGUGCAUCGCCGCCGCCGCACGCGGAACAGGGUGGCGCCGCCCUUCCCAACGGCCACGGGGACGACAAGGCCCGGAAGCGCAGGGAGCGGAGCGACCUGCGCCGGCAGCUUGCGUCCGAGCUCGACCAGGUACGCGUGCUCUCCAAGCGCCUCAAGGCGGCCGGCGAGGCCUUGGCAGCCGAGGCCUCCCAGCACGCGCCUCUGGCCGUGGACCCGCCGCCUCUGAUGCUCACUGCCGGAUAUGGGCACCCCCAGUUCUCAGGCGGCGGUCCUCUGACGCCCGUACCGCCCCAGCUCACUGCUCCCGUUCCUUCGGUCCGCUCGUUUCUGCCGCGCCGUCUCAUUGUGCCGGAAGUUCACACGGAACCGCUCGAGAAGGAGAAGCGGACACCAAAGGCCAACCAGCUAUACCAAAAUUCCGAGUUCUUGCUUGCCAAAGAUAGGAUACCGGCGUCGGAUCCGCAUGGCCGGAAGAAAGCCAAGCACCACAAGAAGAAGCACCGUUCCUCGGCGGCGAGUUACAACGCCGAGCAGAGGCUGUAUGCGCAUCCAUUCAAGAAGUCUUCGUCGCUGCUGUCCCGGCUAAUGAAGCACAAAUUUGGCUGGGUGUUUAACAAGCCUGUCGAUCCCGUCGCACUUGGUUUGCACGACUAUUUUACCAUUAUCAAGCACCCCAUGGAUCUUGGCACCAUAAAGGCGCAGCUUACCCGUGGCCAGUACAGGAACCCAAAGGAGUUUGCUAAUGAUGUCAGGCUAACAUUUCACAAUGCCAUGACCUAUAAUCCCAAGGGGCAGGAUGUGCAUUUCAUGGCUGAGCAGCUGUUAGGGAUCUUUGAAGCUCAGUGGCCUGAGAUUGAGGCUGAGGUUGACUAUCUCGCGUCCUGCCCGCCGAUGCAGAAGAAGUUUCCACCUCCCCCACUUGACCUGCGCUUGCUAGAGAGGUCUGAUUCCUUAAGGCACCAGAUGGCACUCGACUCCAAGUCAAGGCCAUUAAGUCAUACUCCCACUUAUCCUGCUCGCACUCCAUCAUUGAAGAAGCCAAAGGCAAAGGACCUAAACAAGAGAGAUAUGACAAUAGAUGAGAAGCGUAAACUUAGCAAUAACCUUCAGAACUUGCCUCCGGAAAAACUUGAUGUUAUUGUGCAGAUCAUCAAGAACAAGAAUCUUUCUGUCAGGCAGCAUGAAGAUGAGAUUGAGGUUGAGAUUGAUAGCAUGGAUGCCGAGACACUUUGGGAGCUUGAUAGAUUUGUGGCUAAUUUCAAGAAGAACCUAAGCAAGCAAAAGAGGAAGGCCGAGCGUGCAAUGCUUGCAAAGCAAGAUGUGGAGUUGCGCGCACUGCAUGCUGCACAACAACCAAGUCAUCAACCUACUAUUGGUGAAAAAUCUCCAAAGCUAAAUUUGAUGGCGAGCGAGCAAUUAGCAACUUCUGUGCCAGAGCAAAAUAAUAAUGGACCAACUGCAAGUAAAUCUAGCAGCUCAAGCAGCUCCAGCAGUGAUUCAGAUUCCUCUUCUAGUGACUCGGAUAGUGACAGCUCUUCUACAGAUGGAUCAAAUGCUGCCAAUUCAUCUUGAAGCAUAGGUUGAGGAACUCCAUCCAAUAGACAAUAACUGUGUAAUUGUAUUUGGCAUGAGAAUGCCUCAGUAAGACUGUACAUGUUUGUCUCGUUUCUUAGGAAUUCCCCUUUAAGUAGCUGCUGGGAUGUUAGAUGAAGACAGUAUUCUACCAAUGCUUGCUGUUCCCCAGCUGAAGAAAAGGUAACUUGGCCCUGGAGUUCUAUAUUAUGUACAUUAGACGCAGUUGGAGCAUUAUGUUUAGAAGGUGAUUGUUGUGUCUGCAUUGACAAGCCAUAUUAUCCCGCUUAUUGAAUGGAUUGGCAGUGUUUCUGAUA